AUGAGGUGGUAUCUGCAGCCGUCAGAAGAUGCUCAGGUUGAACACUCCUUCAGCUUCCUGGAUAUCCAGGGAAUCAGCAGCAACAAGCCCACUCAGCUGCUGUUGGAGUACGAGCGCGGUCCAUGGAAUCUCCGGCUGGGCUCGGCAGAGGAAGUGGACGAGGUGAUCGCUCACAUUGGUAGCUGUGUUCACCGGAUUUGUCCCACUGGCUCACCUGUAAAGUUGAUGAGGAAGUUGAGUCUGAAGCCUCCAGAGAGAACAGCGGCCCUCCAGGCCUUGUGGGAUGAACAGGGCUCAGCAGAUCUGGGACCCUGCGGUGGUUUUUCUCAUCAGUACUGGUGUGUGUGUGAUCACCUAGGUCUACCGUACAGAGAGGAGGUCCAAUGGGAUGUGGACACCAUCUAUCUCACUCAGGAUACCAGAGAGCUCAACCUGCAGGAUUUCAUCCAUCUGGAGAACAGGGACCUGGUGGCGAUCAUCGCAGCUCUAGAGUACAACCAGUGGUUUACUAAACUCUCCGCCAAAGACUACAAACUGUCAACCGAUGUGUGCGAGCAGAUCUUCAGAGUGGUGGCUCGAUCCAGCCGGCUGGAGGAGCUGGUGCUGGACAACGCUGGACUGAGAAGUGAUUUUGCUCAGAAAAUGGCCAGCGCUCUGUCACACAACCCCGCCUCCACACUGCACACACUCAACCUGAGCAACAACUCAUUGGAGGACAAAGGUGUUUCUGCUCUGAGUGCUCAACUCGCCAAACUGCCAAUGGGCCUCAAGUCCCUGAACCUCUCCAGGACCUCCAUGUCUCCUAAAGGAGUGAACAGCCUCUGUCAGGCACUCUGUAACAACCCAGUCAUCACCUCCACCCUCGCACACCUCGACCUGUCAGGAAACUCGCUCAGAGGCGACGACCUGCCGAACCUGCACAGCUUCCUGAGUCACCCAAACUGCCUGGAGACUCUGGAUCUGUCCAACAGUGACUGCUCUCUGGAGCAGGUGUGUUCGUCUCUGCUCAGAGGAUCUUUGAAGUAUCUUUCUGUCCUUAACAUGUCAAAGUCCGUCUUCUCUCACAGGAAGUGUAAAGAAAUCCCAUCGUCCUUUAAGCAGUUCUUCAGCAGCGCUCAGGCCCUGAGCUCAGUCAGUCUGUCGGGGACCAGGCUGCCUCUGGAGGCUCUCAAAGCGUUGCUGUUGGGGCUCGGCUGCAACCCAAACCUCAGUGACGUGUCUCUGGAUCUCAGCUGCUGUGAGCUGCGUUCAGGAGGCUCUCAGAUCCUGGAGGGUUGUGUGGCUGAGAUUCCCAACAUCACCAGUCUGGAUAUUUCUGACAAUGGUCUGGACAUGGAUCUGACCACGCUGUUGGUCUGGCUGGCCAAGAACCGCUCCAUCAGACACCUCUCACUGGGCAAAAACUUCAACAACAUCAAGUCCAAAAAUGUGUCUCAGGUCCUGGACAACCUGGUUCACAUGAUUCAAGAGGAGGAAUCACCACUGACCUCGCUGUCCCUGGCUGAUUCCAAGCUAAAGGCCGACCUCUCCAUCAUCCUCAAUGCUCUGGGCAGCAACACGUCUCUGACCAAACUGGACAUCAGUGGGAAUGCCAUGGGAGACAUGGGGGCCAAGAUGCUGGCUAAAGCCCUGCAGAUCAACACCAAACUCAGGACAGUUGUGUGGGACAGAAACAACAUCAGUCCUCAAGGUCUACAAGACGUCGCUGCUGCUUUGGAGAAGAACUACACCAUCCGUUUCAUGCCUGUUCCCAUCAUGGAUGCUGCUCAGGCCCUGAAGGCAAGCCCAGAGAAGACAGAGGAUGCCUUACUAAAGAUGGAGCAGUACCUACUGAGGAACCAUGAGACACGUAAAUACCUGCAGGAGCAGGCGUACAGGCUGCAGCAGGGAAUAGUCACCACCACCACACAGCAGAUGAUGGACAUGAUGUGUGUGAAGGUGCAGGACCACCUGAACUCUCUGAAGUUCACAGAGACCAACUCAGUGCAGGAGGACAUGAAGGUGGCAGAGAACUUCAUGAAAGACGCCAGGAACUCUAAGACAGUAAGACAACAUGACUCACAGCAAUAUAGACUGUUUAAAACACCUACAGUCUACAAACAUCCACAGCUGACAAUGCUGGUGUCCAUGGUAGACGCCGCUGAGGGUCUGUGUCCUCAUGUGAUGAAGAAGAGCGGCCUUCGUCAGGAGCUGCUGAAGGCCGGAGCAGGGAGGAUGACCAUCCCUCGCUGCUUCAUCACCACCACACUGCUGGAGCAGUCGGGGGUUGACAUCAUCAACAAGAUCAGUGAAGUGAAGCUGAGCAUGGCCUCAUUUCUGUCUGAUCGCAUCGUGGAUGAGAUCCUGGAGUCUCUGUCCAGAUCACAGCACACUCUGGGUGACCAUCUGAUCAGGAAGAGUCAGCCUCUGCUGCAUCAUGAACCCCAGAUGGAGACGGAGGUUUUGGAUGAGUUGGUUCUGCAGCCAGAGAAAAAGGAACACAAACAAAGCCAUGACCAGGAGCAGAAACAUGGGCUGGAGCACAUGGACACCUGCAUUAUGACUCCUAAAUCCAAGAGGAAGAGUAUUCUGGUCAGGAUGCUGCGCCCUGUCUCUGUGGCAUUUGAGAUGGAGUUUGACCUAGACAAGGCUCUGGAGGAGGUUCCUAUCCAUGUUGAGGACCCUCCUCUUCCUCCUCCUCCUCCUCCUCCUCCACAGUCAGCGGACAGAAUGUCAACCUACUGCGGAGACCUCCCUCCUCCUCCUACCCCACUGAAUACAAAGUCCAUCUGUUUGAGCGAGCUGCCAUCUGUGGAGCACAAGGUGCUGGAGCAUCACACCAAACUCCGCCCGAAACCAAAGAAGAGGACAAAACCCAGCCGACCUCGGAAGACCACCAGCAGCUCAGCACCACAAGAGGUAGAGCAGAACAGCAUCAUGGGAAAGCUGGACGAGGGCCUGGAUGACUUCUUCUCCAAGAAAGUCAUUAAACUCAGCUUCAAACUUCCCUCAGUGAGAAGUCCAUCCUCCAGUCCGCAGGAAGGAGCAGAUAAGAAACGUGAAUCCAGGAAGAGCGGUUUCUUCAACCUCAUCAAAUCCCGGACGUCCCGCUCAGAGAAGAGCCACGGACCUGCCUCCAUCACUCCACCCCAACCUGCUCCCUCCACCACUGCAUCACCUUCUCCCUCUAUUACACCAGUGACUGAGGAAACAACGCCGACAUCAGCCACUCCGCCCCCAAAAAGCCCUGGCACUGCGGCGGAGCCUCAUCAGGAGCUCCUCGGGGCUCAAUCAUUCGACCACACAGAUUCUGAGGUGGAAGCUUCUCCGACCGUAGCUGAGCCCGCCGAGGAGGAGAAGGAGGAUGACAAUGUGGAGAAGGAGAAUGUGCAGAAUAAGGCGAACCAGGAGAAGAAGGAGAACCCCCACAUUUUCCGCCAUAUUGGGGUCCCUGUGAUGGGCAUGGACCUGAUGGCUGAGAUGAAGGCCAGACAGGAGAUGAUGGCUGUAAGGAAGUCUGAGUCAUUACUGGACAAAGAGGAAGAAGAUAAAGCCAAGUCAGACGUCCAUCCUACUGUGCCCUGCUGUGAAGAGUCCAGACCAGAGCCGACUCCUAGGUCAAAACCUCCCAGCGUCACCCCGAAACCUCCUCCACCCCAGGCCACCAAACCUCCACUGGGGCCCCGCACCUCUGGGACCCUCAGUCCUGCCAGUCCAACCAGUCCGACCAGUCCCAGGCCGAACAGCACCUACAUCUUUGAUGACUCUGCUGAGGCACCAGCAGGAAGCUCAUCUGCCAAAGCACCACUUCCUGCUCCUCGCCUGAAGAGGGUGCCAUCAGAGCAGGAGCAAGAGAGCACCAGCAGCAACCCUGCAGGACCCCUGUCUCCACUAGACGUUGAGCUUCUGGGGGAUGGUGAUGCAUUCGAGCCACCCAGUCCGAUGGUUGAAGCGGGCCUCGGUGGCAGACAGUGGUCGUCUCUAAAGAGUUCAGCCAGUCCUCCUACUGCAACGGAGGACAGCCGAGAGCGAGCCAAGUCCCUCCCUGCAAACGUGAAUCCUCCAUCUGUGGCAUGCACAGAUCUCAGUCCAGCUGAGGAGGACCUUCCAUCUCCAGCCACUCUCAAGUCUGAUAACAAAUCAGAGGAUGAGUCCGACGACGCCCUUCCAGCCUGAUGAUGUUAACAGUCUCGAAAUCCUGCUCCACUGUCGACCAGGAGCUCAAUCACAUACAGACAAAGUCAGAGACAGUGGACGAUGAUUUAAUCAUAUAUUUACAAUUCCAGGGGAGGCACAUAUAAAGGGGGCAUUUCAGUAUUUUGCACGUCCUGCUGUUAUCAGAGAAGUUUCCUGACUUCGGAACAGUCCAGGCUGUCGGGCCAAAUGGACAAAACAACAGCUCCAUUAGUGUCUCUGUCAACAUCUCUAAUAGGACUAUAAAGAGCUGAGCAGAUGGGUUUUAUCUGCUGCAGAGACAAUCUGCAGUUGUUUAGAUAACCAGGUCCAGCUAUAAAAAGCUCAGUUAGUCCAAAGCACUGAGGAGAAGGAGUCUGACUGUCUGAACAGGUCCAGACUGAAGCAGUUUGGUUUUACUGUAUUUCUGUUCUGCAGGUAAACUGUUGGUGGUAAGACAGCAGAUGAGACUCGAAAUAUGAACAAGUCCCAAAGAUUCUUUUGUACCCUGCAGACAUUCACUCCUUUUCUUAAAACAGUAAACUGUUAGAAAUGUUAGAAAAUGCCCAAAUUAGGAGCAGCUGGAAGAGAAACAACAAGAAAGUGUCAAAAGCCAAAGAAUAUUUACUCUCUGCUGCUAGAGCCAAAGAUUAAAUCUUUUUUUUUUUUUUAAUAUCUCAAAAGCUCAAAGUGACGUUGAGUCUUAUUCAACUUAAACAAAUGAGUCAGUUUUUUGUUUUACCAAAACCGUAUUUUAAUUUUAGUAGAACGUCCAUCUUGUUCAUGACUGCUAAUGAUGCUUAUGAUGCCAACUUGACUGGUGAAAAAUUGCUGAAGGUUUUAUUUAAUACCAAGGACUGUGGCAAAUUGGCUGUAUGUAGAAAAAAAAUCCUGAUAUCCUAAAAAGCCAUAUCUUGGAUGUUAUUAUAUAUAAUUGCAGGA
This is a messenger RNA of Epinephelus lanceolatus (giant grouper), 5094 nucleotides long. The record is from RefSeq and is a predicted model, not a curated record. Lineage: Eukaryota; Metazoa; Chordata; Actinopteri; Perciformes; Serranidae.